UUCCUGACACUCCAGUGGAAGUCAUAGUGGAUCUGUUAACGAAAGCCAAGGACAUAGCUGCAGGAUGCGGGACUGUUCCAGAGGAGCUGAACAAUCACCUACAGAAGGCUCUGGAGAUUGCCAGUGGACUGGAUGACUACUUGGAGAAAAUGACCAUGCAAGAAAGUGAACCUCUGGCAGAACUUUAUAAAAAGACAAUUUCUCAUGACUGGGAUAAAGUGUUCAAGGAGGGCAAGACUAUGCUACGUCUCCCCAAAGAGUGCAUCACUGGCCAUGUUGAGGGUCAGACUCUUAAGAUGCUGGUCCAAAUGAGUCAAGCCAAAAAAGUCCUAGAGAUAGGAAUGUUCACUGGCUACGGUGCUCUGUCCAUGGCUGAGGGUCUCCCUGAGGAUGGAUGCUUAGUGGCCUGUGAGUUAGAGCCAUAUCUUAAAGAUUUUGCUCAGCCUAUCUUUGAUAAGUCUCCACAUGGUAGGAAGAUCACUGUAAAGACUGGGUCUGCCAUGGACACUUUAAAGGAACUAGCAGCUGCAGGUGAGCAGUUUGACAUGAUCUUCAUUGAUGCGGACAAAAGCAAUUACAUCAACUACUACAACUUUAUCAUGGACAACACUUUGUUGAGAUUGCGAGGGGUUAUAUGUGUGGAUAACUCCCUGUUCAAAGGAAAAGUUUAUCUUAAAGACACCACAGACAGCAACGGACUGGCGCUUCGAGAGUUCAAUCAGUUUAUCUCUAAGGAUCCACGAGUGGAGCAGGUCAUUGUCCCUCUAAGAGAUGGCAUCAGUCUAAUCCGGCGCCUUCCGUUGGGCUCCCUGUGCUCGCUCGCUCAGGGUAAGAUAACAGACGAUGAAGUUUUCCAAGGAGUUAAGGGUCACUCCAUUUUAGAUCGGAUGCGUCUUGAUGGAAAGGUGGCAUAUGUGACGGGUGGGGGGCAGGGAAUCGGCAGAGCGUUUGCUCACGCAUUGGGUGAGGCUGGAGCCAAGGUGGCUGUGGUAGACAUGGAUCAGGGGAAAGCUGAGACUGUUACUCGGGAGCUGCUCCUUAAAGGUAUCCCUUCCAUUUCCAUCACCGCUGACAUCAGCAAGUCCGACGACGUCCAGAGGAUGGUCGACACCGUCGCCUCUAAAUGGGGAGCCAUCCACAUUGCUUGUAACAACGCUGGGAUCAACAUGAACUCAGCCAGUGAAGAUACCAGUUUGGAGGAAUGGGAUCGAACAUUUAACGUCAACCUGAGGGGGACUUUUAUCUGCUGUCAGGCAGCAGGUCGAGUGAUGUUAAAGCAAGGAUACGGAAAGAUUAUCAACACGGCCUCCAUGGCCAGUCUGAUAGUCCCUCAUCCUCAGAAGCAGCUGUCUUACAACACGUCCAAAGCUGGAGUGGUCAAACUGACCCAGACUCUGGGCACUGAAUGGGUCGACCGAGGAGUGCGCGUCAACUGCAUCUCACCAGGGAUUGUUGACACCCCUCUCAUCCACUCAGAGGACCUGAGGCCUCUGGUGCAGCGGUGGCUGUCAGAUAUCCCUGCUGGUAGACUGGCUCAAGUGACAGACCUGCAAGCUGCAGUGGUCUACUUGGCAUCUGAAGCCUCUGACUACAUGACAGGGCAUAACUUAGUCAUAGAGGGUGGGCAAAGUCUGUGGUAGAAGCAGCACAUAAAGAGAUGAAAACUUUUUUUUUGCUUCUUCUUCUUCUUUUCUUCAGUUUCUUAGAAUUAGCCUCAGAGAAAGGUGGGUGUCAGUGUUGAAGUCUAGCUCAUCACUACAGUGCUACAGCUUCACUUAUUAAAUAAAAGAGUAAGCAUAAAAUUAAAUACUAAUGGAAUAAAUUUGCUGCCAUCAUCGAAAAGUGAUUUGUUAAGGAAUUAUAAAAACACAAAUUUACGUUGAUUUUACUCUUUUUUUGGUAAAAUAAAUUGAUUGUACUUUG
This is a messenger RNA of Austrofundulus limnaeus, 1923 nucleotides long. RefSeq lists its product as uncharacterized. Gene Ontology annotation, molecular function: oxidoreductase activity, acting on the CH-OH group of donors, NAD or NADP as acceptor; O-methyltransferase activity. The record is from RefSeq and is a predicted model, not a curated record. NCBI's taxonomy places the organism in Eukaryota, Metazoa, Chordata, Actinopteri, Cyprinodontiformes, Rivulidae.